AUGAAUUCCUCCAACAAUCUACCGUUGGCCUCGGGGCCGUCACCGUCGGCUACCAUUGUUGUCUCAGCUCCAACUUUCGCUCCGAAUCCGAAUGCUCCCUCGCAGUCUGUCUCGCCGUCCCCUGGACCGGCCGCCCAACAAAACCAGCAGCAGCCUCCGUAUCCCACUUCCGCCCCGGCCAACCAGAGCCACGCCGCGACAGCCAGCCUUUAUCAGUGUGCCCAUUGCCAGCGACGGUAUUCUCGCCCCGAGCAUCUCGCCAGACACAUCCAGACUCACACUCUCGGCAAGCGUUUCGCCUGUCAAAUAUGCGGCAAAGCAUUCGCCCGCCAGGAUCUUCUGAAGCGCCAUGUCACUAACCACGAGAACGACAAUGACCCCAACAAGAAGAGACGCCGGACCGACACCUCGCCUGGUGCUGGUCGCGUAUCCCACGCCUGCCGCCCUUGCGCUACCGCUCGUGUCAAGUGCGAAGAGGUCAAGCCUUGCACCCGCUGUCGCAAUCGCAACCUCAACUGCGAGUACUCCUCAACCGAAGCAGGCUCUGCAGCCGCCAUGCACCUCCUCCACCUGUCCGGAAACCCCAACAACACCACAACCUCCACCCCUGGCUCGCUAGCCACGUCCCCGUCCCAGUCCGCAUACGACAGCAGCCCCUCCGCCGCGUACCAGCAGCCUCCCCAGCACCAUGCCGGUCUACCAAUGAACAUGAACGGCCAAAUUGCCUCGGGGCAGCACAUCAAGGCAGAAGGCGGUCAAUUGCCGACCCCGGAUAACGGCAUGGAACCUAUGCCGAACGCUAUGCCCGUCAAUUACGAGAUCGGCGCACAAGGUGUCGAUAUGGCUAUGCCCUUUUCCGAUUUUCUGCAGAACGUCAUAUACGAGCCGGGCAUGGAAGCGUCGAGAAUGGCCGAAGCGCAAGGUCUCGCCGUCUUGGACUUUUGCGACAACUCGAAUCUGGAGCUGAACGAGGUGGACUUCGGGCUUCUCGAUCACUGGAACAUGGAUCACAUGAACCCUGGCUCAAACCAGAGCUUUACGCCGCGCACCGAUGACUCCGUCGACCUGGUUCAGAUGCGACAGACACUCGUCAAGGUCUGGACCGACUCUCCGUGGCAAUGGGCGCCCAACAACAAGGACUCUGGAUAUGUCGAGCAUGGCAACUUUUCCGUACCAUCGGGCGACACCACCAGCGCGGCCUUCCAGCAGAGCCGCAGCAAGCACCCGAGGAUCGUCAAGGACAAGCUGGACCAAUCUGGCCGGGAUCAGAUCUUGGCCAUCGUUCUGCAGACUUGCAAGAACGACGCGAUCAUGACGCGAGUCGCGUCCUCGUUCCCGUCGCUCGAGGUCAUGGACAGCCUGAUUCACAUCUACCUGGCUUCGCACUUUUGUCAAACGUCUCAAUGGAUUCACCACGGCUCAUUUUCCAUGAACGCACAAUGGCCGGAGUGGCUUGCGGUCGCAGCUUCAGCUGGAGCUACUCUUACUCCCGUGCAAACCUUGCGCAAGUUUGGGUUCGCUCUCCAGGAGGCGGUCCGUGUCACCAUCCCGGCAAGGUUCGAGGAUGCCAACACCACGAUCAAGAACCUGGGUCUGGUCCAGACGUUGAUCUUGGGUCAGGACAUUGGUCUCUGGAGUGGCAACCGACGCAAGAUGGAGAUCGCCGAGUGUCACCUCAUGAUCCCAAUCACUAUGAUGAGGUAUCGGGGCAAGUUCCAACGAGCAUCGUACCCCCUUGUCGAAGUCAAUAUGUCCGAUGAAGGCGAGGUUUUGGAGAGGAAAUGGAGGGCCUGGUGCGAGCGUGAGUCGUGGAAGAGACUACUUUUCCACUGCUUUGUGCGAGACGCUCAGACCUCCAUGACAACCCUCACCAACCCAUCGAUGUCGUACUCGGAGCUCACUCUUCCCCUCCCGGAGGCUAAGGAGAUGUGGUUUGCGAAAACGGCAGCGGAAUGGAAGAUGCAUUACUUGGAAAAAACUGCCGGGCAAAGCAAACGGCCCCCAUCGAUCGGCGACCUAUUCCGGGAUAUCAACCUCCUGGCGACCAACCGCCAACGCCUUGAUUUGCAAUUUGCAAUCUCUAUUUACCUGCACGGCUAUUGGGCACUCAUUCUCGAGUACCUCCAGCUCUGUUCCGUCUUGCGUACCCGGACUUGGCUGAACAACACUGGGGGCCAUUCGGAGGAGGUGCUGCGCUCGAGACAUGCCGAGCUCUGCAAGGACCUGCAGGGCUUCCUGCAUGUCAGCACGGACUGGCACGAGAUGCUUUCAACGCAGGAGAGCUUGGUUCUGCACCUCCUGAUGAUGAAUCUGCACUUGUCACUAAACGACUUGCAGCUGUUCUCUGGCAAGGAGGGCGAGGACCAGGCUCGUCGCGUUUUUGGCGACCUUCGCGAGUGGUCGCAAAGCGCCGAAGCUCGCCAGUCUCUGUGGCACGCUGGCCAGAUCUUGCGCCAAGCCAAGAUGUUCCCUCCAGGCCAUCUGAAGGACUUUUACGCUGUAGCCGUACACCACGCGUCUCUGGCGAUUUGGACGUACGGAGUUGUGACCAAGGCGGUGGGCAACAAGCCGACGCCACAGACCGGAUACGAACAGGAGAACGUCUUCCUCGACGGCACUGAGUCGACCGUUGUACACCGCUUUAUCGGCUUCAACCAAGGUCGUCCAGUAAUUUUAGGACCCAUGAGCAGAGCAGGCGCAACCGAGGCUUCGGUCGACGACCCCAAGGCCUGCAUGGAAAUCGCCCACGAGAUCCUCCGGGCCAACUUCAGAGACUCGACGGACACACAUCCGCCGAUUGUUGAGAAUCUUUGUCUUCUGAUCAAGCAGCUAGGGCACGCUGCUUGGGCUGUUGGCAUGUCAUGA
Messenger RNA from Colletotrichum chrysophilum, 2865 nucleotides. RefSeq lists its product as uncharacterized. The record is from RefSeq and is a predicted model, not a curated record. Gene Ontology annotation, molecular function: zinc ion binding; DNA-binding transcription factor activity, RNA polymerase II-specific; DNA binding. The coding region runs from base 1 to 2865 and encodes 954 amino acids. Lineage: Eukaryota; Fungi; Ascomycota; Sordariomycetes; Glomerellales; Glomerellaceae. The transcript is spliced from 3 exons. Gene Ontology annotation, biological process: DNA-templated transcription; regulation of DNA-templated transcription.